CGAGAAGGAGGGAAAGAGGCUGUUUGAAUGAGUAACAAGUUCAAUAACCUGCAGGCAGCCAGCCCUUGGAGCUUACUUACUCCGAAGGGAGCAUGCACAGGACUGCAGUUUGUCCUUUACAGGCAGCUCUGCAAAAAGCAGUGCGGAAGCUUGGAAGGUUGUCACAUUUAUUGCGGCACAAGCUUCCGCACACCUAAUCUCACCUACCGCGAUAAAUCUGCUGGGCUUUAUAAGGCGCCCCGUGCCAACUGGAGGCGCUGCUCGCUUUCUCUUUAAAGGGAGGGCACAGGAGAGCGACAGAGAGAUGCGCCGGUUGGCUCGGGCCUCUUAAAGGGCGCCCUGUCUCUUUAAGGAGGAGAGAAGUUAAGGCCGCCGCCGAGCCCUUGCCGUUUCCGGCAACACAGGCCCUCGCUAUUUUUCACUUCUGAGCACUUCGCUGGGACAUUGGUGCAUGAAUGGCAACUGUGGAUGACCUAAAGUUUCAUGAAUUUGAUGAUGCAGCCAAUCUGUUGGCAGCAAAUCCGGAUGCUGUCACAAUAAGCAUUGAUGAACCAGCUGAGAAACAAAAAACAAAGCAUGGACAUCUGCAAGAUUCUGGGAGAGAGGAGGAUGAUGAGCUAUUGGGGACAGAUGAUUCUGAUAAGACUGAGUUGCUUGCCGGACAGAAGAAAAGUGCCCCGUUCUGGACAUUUGAGUAUUACCAAACAUUUUUUGAUGUCGAUACAUACCAGGUCCUCGACAGAAUCAAAGGUUCUGUUUUUCCGGUACCAGGGAAAAACUUUGUAAGACUGUAUAUUCGAAGUAAUCCAGAUCUUUAUGGUCCCUUUUGGAUAUGUGCCACAUUAGUCUUUGCCAUUGCUAUCAGUGGCAACCUUUCGAAAUUUUUCAUCCAUCUGGGCAAACCUGAUUUCCAUUAUGUGCCUGAAUUCCGAAAAGUGUCCAUAGCUGCUACAGCCAUCUAUGCAUAUGCCUGGCUAGUUCCUCUAGCUCUCUGGGGAUUUCUUAUGUGGAGAAACAGUAAAGUUGUGAACAUUGUAUCCUACUCAUUUCUUGAGAUUGUGUGCGUUUACGGCUAUUCACUUUUCAUUUAUAUUCCAACAGCGAUCUUGUGGAUUAUUCCGCAGAAAGCUCUCAGAUGGGUUUUGGUGGUUUUUGCUUUGUGCCUUUCAGGAUCUGUCUUAGUGAUGACAUUUUGGCCUGCUGUUAGAGAUGACAACCGAAGGAUUGCUGUGGCUACAAUUGUGACUGUGGUACUUCUCAAUGCCUUGCUUGCUGUUGGUUGCUUGGCAUACUUUUUUGAUGCCCCUGAACUGGAUGUUGUUAUGCCAACUACUGCACUUCCACAAAAUGUAACAAUAAGAGCAAUAAAGGAACAGUAACUAAGAUAUAUAUUUCUUCAUCUGUGGGAUAUUGCUUUAUUGGGGCUUUCCCAUAUUGAAAAAAAGAAAACCCAAAAGAUAUGAAAAGAAGCAUCAGCGAAAGCCAAAAGUUCUUAAUGACACAUCAGCAAAACCGUCUAAAUUCAUAGUAUCUGACACUUGAAUGAUCAACUAGUAAUGGACUUAGUUGAAAUUCUGCUCUGUUGAAGCAAAAGAUACAAAAGGUUUCAGUUCAGUGGAAUCAAUUUCACCUGGAGAUUUGAAUCCUAAAAAUUUCAGCUGUAGAUUUAAACCCUAAUAAUUUAUUAUUUUUUAUCUUAAUUAUCUGCAUAAUUCUUGUUUUGUCAUAAAAUAAAAAUGACUCAAAAUGCCACCAACAUUUCUAAAUAUUUCUUCCCAAAAGCCUGUAUAUUUUGCUGUAUUUAUAAUACAUCAUCAGCAUCCACAGGAUUUUUGGGGGAGGAUGGGAGCAUAUGCAUACAAGCAUAGUUAUCGCUAAGUUUUGCUCAGAGAAGACCAAUUUAAAUUAGUGGACCCAAGUUAGUCAUGUUCAUUCAUUUCAGAAGGUCUACUCUGAGUGGGACUAGCAUUGGAUACAAACCAUAAUAUUUUUAUGAGUUUGUGGGUCGCAGCCCUCUAUAAUCCCUGGACCCAGCAGGUGUUAGAAUUUAAUCAAGGCUUGUGUGUUAAGCUGAGUGCUAGACACUUCUGAUUCCUGGAUGCAGCAAGUGCUAAAAGCUAAUUAAGCCAGGCUAGCGCAAUGGGCCAUUAAGAGGACCAAGGAUCAAAGUGCUGCUUGUGCUAGAUUGGCAAAAGGCGGGCCUUCCCUCCUUCAACAGAUAAAGCCAGAGUGUAGAGAAGAGGAGCUAGGAAACUGUAAACUGAAGAGACAGCAAGGUGGGUGGGGGAGCAGUGUUUGAUGUCUGUCUGAACCCAAGUCUGUGGCUAUGAGAGAAGACCCUUUUGGGGGGUCUGCUGUGAGCCCCUCCAUCAUAGGCUCAGGUUGUAUAUAUGUGUAAAUAAACCAUAUAUCAUAAAGACACCAGUCUCUGCUGUGUCUCAUUUCCAAAAGGAAACCCUUUGGACCCUGCACCACUCAGAGAUUGGGGUGGCAUGCAACAAUAUAUACCAGGGCCAGCCCACCCAUGAGGCCAGGUGAAGCAACCACUGUUUGUUGACUGCAAGGCUGACAGAACCAGCACAUGAAGGUCGCAGACUGGGCUCGUAUUCAACAAGAAAUUGGACAUUCACUGCUAAUACUAUAGCUUUAUCAUUGCCAUAUCAGAACUAGUGGGGAUGUUAAGGGGUGGGGUUAUAGUGGAAGAAAUCAUAAUCAUCACCAUCAUUUUAUUAUUUAUACCCUGCCCAUCUGGCUGGGUUUCCAGCAGAAAUAAAAAUGCCAAACAUUGAAAACUUCCUGAUACUGGGCUGCUUCAGGUGUCUUCGAAAAGUUGUGUAGCAUCAUUUGCUUUGCCUCCAUCCAUUGCGCCCCACCCACCCCCCCCGCCCUGAAUUUAAUGGGUUGACUCCAUGAGCCAAAGGCGUUACAUUUCUGCAACAGGAUUUUCAGGCUAGUCCAUAACAUCUCCAUACUUGUUCCUUUUUGCACCGGCCUCUGUCUCCUUCUGGGGGUCCAAGUGGGGCACUUUCUCUUUGGCUACAUCUGGGACACUGGGUUGUUUGCUCUCCAGAAAGAUCCAUAAGUCAGAACACUUCUGUGUCUCCCAUCGAGUCAUUGUAUAGCUUGCAACUGAACCUGCAACAAAGGAGAGCAGGAUGUUCCACUGGAGCGGGUAGUGAAUCUUCCGGAUGAAUUUUUGAAGAGCAAAAGCCAUC
This is a messenger RNA of Zootoca vivipara (common lizard), 3215 nucleotides long. It is a transcript of the gene YIPF1, whose product is annotated as Yip1 domain family member 1. Gene Ontology annotation, molecular function: small GTPase binding. Gene Ontology annotation, cellular component: Golgi apparatus; membrane. Gene Ontology annotation, biological process: vesicle-mediated transport. The record is from RefSeq and is a predicted model, not a curated record. Lineage: Eukaryota; Metazoa; Chordata; Lepidosauria; Squamata; Lacertidae.